CGUGGGCGCCACGUGGUGUUGUCGUCACGUGGUCAGGGCUGCGUCUUGGCUCGCGCGCUCGCUCGCGAACCCGCGGACCAGAGGCGACCGGAGCCGGCGACCAUGGCCGAGGACGCGACCGCGUCCGACGGGACGCUCACCAGCGGUCUGACUCUGCUGGUCAACCUGGGCAAGGUUCUUCUCCAGAAGGCCGAGGAGGAUGCAGAAGCCUCCAUGGAGAACUUUGUCCCAUAUAAGAUCACCACCUUAUUCGGCCUGAUGACUGCCGGAGCAGACUUCUACAAAAGCCUUGGAGUGAAGAAGAGGAGUGAAGCAGAGGCCAUUUGGCAGAAGUCUUACCACCGCGCAGAAGUCAGAGAGCAAGUGGAGGAGCUUCUGCAGCUGGAGGGUGAGUGGGACGCCUUCCUGGAGAGCGUGGACAGCGGUCUGCAGACCACGGACGGACAGCUCUCGGGAGUGAAGACCGCAGACAGUCUGAGCCCCGAUACCCCAUUUACUGAUGGACGGACUGGGAGGAAUGUGACCCUGGGGGAGUACCUGGGCCAGGGUCAGAAGCCGCUGCUGGUUCUCAUCAGACAUUUUGGAUGACUGCCGUGACGAGACCACGUGGCCGAGCUGGAGGCCAGUCAGGCUGAACUGGAGGCUCGGUCACUGCGGGUCCUGGUGGUCUCUUACGGCAGUUUGGAGGGAGCUCAGCUGUGGCUGGAACAGACCGGAUGUACCUUCGAGAUGCUGCUGGAUCCACAGAGGAAGACCUACAGGAGUUUUGGCCUCGGCUCGUCCUACGCCAAGGUGAUGAAGUUCGACUGCCUGCUGCGCUACUCGGAGUACCGAGUUGAGGACAGAGACUUCCCUGACGUCCCCCCUCGCCUGCUGGAGGACAUCUACCAGAUGGGAGGGGACUUCUUGCUGGAUGAUGCAGGGAAGGUGCUUCUCUCUCACCCGUCUAAAAGCCCCCUGGACAGGCCGACCGUGACGGACAUCCUCCAGGCCGCGGACGCCGCAGGCCGCUCUGCCGAGUCUGCGUAGAAACGGCGGCGCGUGGCCCAAGCGAAGACGCGGGAACAUUCGGGGACACAGAGCCUGGGGUUGACCUGAAAGCAUCAUCGACACCACAGAGGAAGAGCGGCUCUUUGACUCGCGUUAGUGACGCCACGCCUCGCACUCAUGACACCAUGAAGAGGUGUGGCCGAGGAAAAAACUGUAAGGCAAAGACGACUGCUCUUCUUUGUUGUGUCAAUGUUGUGAGGGCAGCCUUUUGAAAUGACAAGUACUACUUGAUUAUAAUGUAAUUCAAUACAAACGUAAUUUUAUAACGUAUAAUUGUCAUUUAACUUUAAAAAAGACACUGAUUUGCUCUAGCACUUACCCAAUAUUAGAGAGCAAAGGAUUUCUUCAACGCUGCAUUCACCUGUUUUGGAUUUUGGCGGCUCCAAGUGGCAGUGAGAGGUAACAUUUUUUUUUUUUCAUUUUGAAAGAUACAAAUAACUACAGUACCCAGAAAUCACGCAAUGUAACGUUAGCAUUGUCUGCUUCAUGGAGUCAGGUGGCUGGUCAGGUUAGAGAUGAUGAGAAGAAAAAUCUUUUUCCUGCUUUUUCCUGCCAUUUCACGUUUCAUCUUUGAAUGCAGACGCACAUUUUUAGAGGAAACCUUUGUCUACCGCACUUUGAUAUAGAUAUAAUUGCUGCUGUGCUACAAAUCUGAUCUUUUCGUAUCUAAAAUAAAAAUAAUCGUGAACUGUGA
Xiphias gladius (swordfish) is the source of this 1744-nucleotide messenger RNA. RefSeq names its product selenoprotein L (gene selenol). NCBI's taxonomy places the organism in Eukaryota, Metazoa, Chordata, Actinopteri, Istiophoriformes, Xiphiidae. The transcript has 9 exons. The record is from RefSeq and is a predicted model, not a curated record.